This is a messenger RNA of Lolium perenne, 1806 nucleotides long. RefSeq lists its product as uncharacterized. The record is from RefSeq and is a predicted model, not a curated record. Lineage: Eukaryota; Viridiplantae; Streptophyta; Magnoliopsida; Poales; Poaceae.
CACCGUCGAUCUCAGCUCACAGAUUGGGGAUCAAGGCGAGAGCCAGCCAGCAAGCCAUUGCCCCAACCAACUCCAUUUACUCCACUCCUACUCCACGAGCUGCACCAAGCUAGCUCGAUCCGUCACUAUAUAAAGCUCUGCAACCCCACGGUCCAGCUUCAGAACAGAGCAUCACUACCCAGUGAGCUUCGACUGGAUCAUAGCUAAAGCUAGCGAGCAGUGAGCACCGAGCAAUGGGGAGGCGCGGGUGGUCUGUGGCGCUCGCGGCGCUGGCCGUGGUGCUGGCCCUCGGAGUGGCCGCCGAGGGGCGUCGCUUGGAGAAGGACGGCUUGGGCGGAGGUGGUGGCUUUGGCGGGGGCGGCGGCUUUGGCGCCGGGAUUGGUCAGGGCGGUGGUGUCGGGCUUGGGUUCGGAGGUGGGAAAGGGGGCGGCCUUGGGGGAGGUGGUGGUCUCGGAGGAGGCGGUGGUGCUGGUGGGGGCCUUGGUGGAGGGUUCGGGAAGGGCGGCGGCGUUGGGAUUGGGUUUGGUGGCGGGAAAGGAGGAGGUUUAGGUGGAGGUGGUGGUGGUGGCCUCGGUGGAGGAGGCGGAGGAGGUCUUGGCGGAGGGAUUGGACAUGGCGGUGGGCUUGGAGGUGGCAUCGGAAAGGGUGGUGGUUUGGGUGGUGGCAUCGGACAUGGCGGUGGGCUUGGAGGUGGAUUUGGAGGUGGAAAAGGUGGCGGAUUAGGCGGAGGGAUCGGGAAGGGCGGUGGGCUUGGAGGUGGCAUCGGAAAGGGUGGUGGUUUGGGAGGUGGCAUCGGGAAAGGCGGUGGGCUCGGUGGAGGAAUUGGGCAUGGCGGUGGGCUAGGAGGUGGUAUUGGCAAAGGUGGUGGUCUGGGCGGAGGAGGUGGUUUCGGCGGUGGUGCCGGUGGAGGUGGUGGUCUCGGCGGAGGCGCAGGAGGUGGUGCCGGUGGUGGCCUUGGAGGUGGUUCAGGUGGAGGAGGAGGACUCGGUGGUGGCGCAGGAGGAGGUUCCGGUGGUGGUCUUGGAGGAGGUGCCGGUUCCGGUGGUGGACUUGGUGGCGGCGCGGGAGGAGGUUCCGGUGGUGGCCUUGGAGGCGGUGCGGGAGGAGGUUCCGGUGGUGGCCUUGGAGGCGGCGCGGGAGGAGGUUCCGGUGGUGGCCUCGGAGGCGGUGCGGGUGGAGGUGCCGGUGCAGGUGGUGGGUUCGGUGGCGGCGCAGGAGGAGGUGCCGGUGGAGGCGGCGGACUUGGCGGUGGAGCUGGUGGAGGCGGAGGCGCUGGAGCCGGCGGCGGCUUUGGAGGAGGCAAGGGCGGCGGUUUCGGCGGCGGUAUAGGCGCAGGCGGCGGCAAAGGUGGAGGCUUCGGUGGAGGUGUCGGCGGCGGCGGUGGUGCAGGUGGUGGCGCCGGCGGAGGAUUUGGAGGAGGCGCUGGCGGUGGUGCGGGGGCCGGAGCAGGAGGAGGCUCUGGUUUCGGCGGCGGAGCUGGCGCCGGCGGUGGCGGAGGAUUCGGCGGAGGCGCAGGCGGCGGCGGUGGCAUCGGUGGUGGGCAGUGAGGUCCCCGAUCGAGUCGUCGCGGUCGCUUAGCUGCAUGCAGGCAAGACGUGCGUGACGUGAGGCGGAUCGACGACGCGCGAGGCAGAACAAGACCAAUCUUGCUAGUGUACGUACGUAUGGAAAAUCAACGAAUAAUUUGCGACAUUCCUUUUCGUUGUGUCUGAUAGUAUUAAUUUCAUUAUAUUUUGGAAGACAAUAUAUGCUUCCACUUGUACGCCGGCAAAAUAUACUCUAUAUACAGAUUAUAUUAUUAUAUUA